AGCGACUUAUGUUUGAUUGCAUUUGGCUAACAAGACACACAUGCAAACCUUUGGCCAUGCACAGCUACUCCAGACCACGGUGUUCCCGGCUAUCACAGAUGGUCUCUUCUGCCAAUAUCUGCAUCUAGCUUUGACCUCGAGUUUGCUGCUUGAUCUAGAAUCAAACAACAUCUCCAAACUUCCCGCGCAUCUUCGUUCACCUGAUGACAUGGCGGGAGUGGUUCCGUCAGGAGCUCUUGAGAGCCAAGGCUUGUAUCAGAGUCUAGUGCAAGAGCACAACCGCCAUGACCCUAGAAAUCGUGGGUAAGUCGUGCUCGUCUUGUUUUCGAUCUCGGACUUUGUUCGCUGCUAACAUCGGACGCCGGCAAGACCAGUAGUUCGUUUUGUCAAGCCCUUG
Aspergillus costaricaensis CBS 115574 is the source of this 397-nucleotide messenger RNA. RefSeq lists its product as uncharacterized. The transcript has a single exon. Bases 41 to 307 code for a protein of 88 amino acids. NCBI's taxonomy places the organism in Eukaryota, Fungi, Ascomycota, Eurotiomycetes, Eurotiales, Aspergillaceae. The record is from RefSeq and is a predicted model, not a curated record.